Molecule: messenger RNA, 474 nt
Organism: Pyricularia grisea
Lineage: Eukaryota; Fungi; Ascomycota; Sordariomycetes; Magnaporthales; Pyriculariaceae
Exons: 1
Coding region: 1-474 (157 amino acids)
Biological process (GO): quinate catabolic process
Molecular function (GO): 3-dehydroquinate dehydratase activity
Source: RefSeq, a predicted model, not a curated record
AUGCCUUCUCAAAAACCAACAAUCCUCCUCCUCAACGGUCCAAACCUCAACCUCUUGGGCACUCGCGAGCCACAAAUAUACGGCUCUACGACGCUCCCCGACGUCGAAUCGCGGUGCCAGACCCUCGCCUCGUCCCUCGACGUCAACCUACGCCACGUACAAUCCAACCACGAGGGCGCCAUCGUCGACGCCAUCCACUCGCUGCGCCAAGACCUGCCGCUGGCCGGCGUCGUCAUCAACCCGGGCGCCUUCACCCACACCAGCGUCGCCAUCCGCGACGCUCUGCUGGGCGUCGGGGUGCAGUUUGUAGAGCUGCACGUGUCAAACGUACACGCCAGGGAGGCGUUUCGUCACCACAGCUACCUGAGCGACAAGGCGGUCGCUGUCAUUUGUGGGAUGGGUGUUGAUGGGUAUGGGGUUGCGGUCGAGUUUAUGGCAAAGAGGUUGAAGGCUCAGGCUGGGGCUAAAUUGUAA